Homalodisca vitripennis (glassy-winged sharpshooter) is the source of this 1804-nucleotide messenger RNA. RefSeq names its product cuticle protein 38-like. The coding region runs from base 22 to 1266 and encodes 414 amino acids. The transcript has 2 exons. The record is from RefSeq and is a predicted model, not a curated record. Lineage: Eukaryota; Metazoa; Arthropoda; Insecta; Hemiptera; Cicadellidae.
GGCCAGCACUGUCGACUCCAGAUGCAUUCAGACUUUACACCCACUAUGCGUCAGCUGGUAGCUCUUACAAUCGUUCUCUGCUCUGUGCUGUAUCCAACUACUGGCUACCGACGACAUGAACCAUCACAGCUGAUGCCAGCAGAUUAUGCGUUUCCAGCAUCUUUCUAUGCUCCGGGGAUCGUUCCUCCAGCAGCUUCCUUUACUCCUGAGAGAGGAUAUCACUACGUUUCUGUCGACACGCCCUUCUAUCACCAUCAGGAGUAUGCUCCAGUCUACUGCAGUUGGGUUCCAUCACUAAACGAACCUACUGUAUUAAAAUAUCCUAUCUUAAAUGAUGAUUACCUAUAUCCUGACCCAGGGGCUAAUAAUCCACCCGGAUGGAUUGACUCUGGCUUUCAUAAAGAAAACAACGUUCAUAAUAAUCCUUUUGAGAGCGGUAUGAAUGAGAUUUUCAUCAAUAGAAAUCCUUUAUUUACCACUUUUACUUCGACAUUGCCGUCCAAAGACUCUUUCGACACACAACUUGGUAUUAAUCCACCAUACUAUCCUUCACCUUCUUCAACUUCUCGUCCUCCGGAAAAUAUAACCCCUGUUUUUAAACCUGCUAUUACCACGUCUGUUAUUUCUUCUGUAAUCCCAAAUAUCAUCAGAGGGCAAAAUGACCAAUCUUUAAUUCCUGCAAUUCCUGAAGAAAAUUUGUUCACACCAAUUGAAUCGAAUACCCAACCCUUAGAAACUGUUAAUGGAUCAGUUAUUUCACCGGUGCUAUUGUCAUCCUUAUCACCAAACAUAAUUAGAGGGGAGAAUGAUGGAGUAUCAAACUUCAAACCAAAUCUUCAAGUACACCCUUACAGUUCAGCAAGACCUCCUAUAUCAACUAGCAGGUACAAUAACGAAAACCCAAAUUACUACUCUACUGAAAGUCCUAGACCAUCUCUUGCAAAUUUUCCAAGCACAGCAACAGAUACAGUCGAGAGAAGAAUACUUUCUGGAAGUGCAUCUCAAAGUGACGAUAUUGGCUCUUAUUUUGAUACUUAUCUAACGCCUUCCACAGAUCAAAAGCCACAUAAUAUGCUACUACCAAAACCAAAUCUUAUGUCUUUUCCGAACAUUAUCAGAAAAGACAAUCCCACAUCAAUUCCUUUCCCAUUCUUCAAAGACUCCCCUUCUUCGUCUCAAUCCUCAGGUGAAUUCUCUAUCCUAACAUCGGAUGACGUGGACACUCCAAGUCCUAUUUUUCCUGUAACAGAAAAACCAAAAAUAUGAUAGUUCAUACAAUAUUACACAUUGUUAAUAAUCAUUAAGUAAUAAUAUAUUAAACGCAUAUUGAAAUAUUAUUUUGAUUAUAAUUAACUGUGAUAUCCUGUAAUAUUUCAUAACAGAAUGACGCUGAUAAUGAAUACAAGGAAAAAAAUAAAAAAAAAUAAAAAAGAAAACUAUACUGAUUCUAAUGCGUAUUCCUGUAUUUAUAAUAAAUCUGUUAAAUAUUCGUAUUUACUUGUAAUAACAACGAUGAGGUAUUAUUAUAUUGGUGUUAUAAAUUUGGCUUUUCAGUGUCGAUAUACGUUUAUAGUCUAAUUAUUUUUUGCUCAUAGAAUAUUAUGAAAAUAAAUAAUGUUAAAAUAUAGCAAAAUAUACCUUUCUCUACAUAAAGUGUACUACAUUUACAUUUUACCAUAUACCAGAGGGAUUGGAUCUACCUAUAAAUCAUAAAAUAACUCUUUUUUUACAUUGUUGUAUGAUAUUUUAUGUAUAUACCUGUGUAUUAAUAUAUUAUGAGAUAAUAAAAAUGCUGAGCUAUAAC